Clunio marinus is the source of this 984-nucleotide messenger RNA. The record is from the annotation of a GenBank genome assembly. Lineage: Eukaryota; Metazoa; Arthropoda; Insecta; Diptera; Chironomidae.
CACAACUCAAGUUUAGUUGCAAUCUUGCUUUUAACAACGAAACACGUAUAAUUCGACUUACUUUUUAAACUUAAUUUGUAUAUUCAAAGAACGAUGGCUGGCCGCGUUUUAAUCUAUGGUGGAAAAGGUGCUCUCGGUAGCGUUUGUGUUAACUUCUUUAAAUCAAAAAAUUUCUGGGUUGGUUGCAUUGAUCUUGUUGAGAAUGAAUUUGCCGAUGCAAAUAUUCUCGUAAAUCGUGAUGCUGACUUCGUUGCGCAAGAAACUCAAGUUCUCAAUGCUGUGAAAGAAGCACUUAAUGACGAUAAGUUGGAUGCUGUGAUUUGUGUUGCUGGUGGAUGGGCUGGUGGAAAUGCAUCGAAAGACCUCGCUAAAAACACUGACAUGAUGAUAAAGCAAAGUGUCUGGUCGUCUACAAUUUCUGCUUCAGUCGCAUCACAUUUCUUAAAGGAAGGUGGCGUAUUAACUUUAACAGGUGCAAAACCAGCACUUACUGCAACACCUGGCAUGAUUGGCUAUGGAUUAGCAAAAGCUGCCGUCCAUCAACUUACAAAAUCCCUUGCUGCUUCCGGUUCCGGUUUACCAGAAAAUUCCCUUGUUGUGUCAAUCUUACCAGUGACUUUGGAUACUCCAAUGAAUCGUAAAUGGAUGCCUAAAGCAGAUUUUACAACAUGGACAUCACUUGAAUUUGUUGCCGAUUUGUUCCAUUCCUGGAUUCAAACACCAUCGAAACGACCAACUAACGGAAGUCUCCUUCAACUUGUCACGAAAGAUUCAAAAACCGAUUUGAUAGCUUCUGAAUAAGGAUGAAAUUUUAUAACAUAGAAUCAAAUUCAUUCAUUCAUUCGGGGACCAGACACAUAAAUAGUGAAAUGAUAAGAUUCAUGAUUAUUAUUGGCUGUUGUUGUUGUUUUUGUCGUUGCGCAAGUUAUAAAAAAUACUCAGAAAUAAAUGUUUAACGAGCAUUCAUGAACAUUUUAUUCGGUU